Heterocephalus glaber (naked mole-rat) is the source of this 1280-nucleotide messenger RNA. RefSeq names its product cyclin dependent kinase 5 regulatory subunit 2 (gene Cdk5r2). NCBI's taxonomy places the organism in Eukaryota, Metazoa, Chordata, Mammalia, Rodentia, Bathyergidae. Gene Ontology annotation, cellular component: growth cone; protein kinase 5 complex; cytoplasm. The record is from RefSeq and is a predicted model, not a curated record. Gene Ontology annotation, molecular function: protein kinase binding; cyclin-dependent protein serine/threonine kinase activator activity. Gene Ontology annotation, biological process: brain development; axon guidance.
CCCACGCCGGGUCCCCCGGGGCUGCAGCAGCAGCAGCGGCGCCGCCCGUGGUUCCCGCCGGGGCCCGGGCAGCGGCCCCGCUCUGCAGGAUGGGCACGGUGCUGUCGCUGUCCCCUGCCUCCUCGGCCAAGGGCCGGAGGCCCGGCGGGCUGCCGGAGGAGAAGAAGAAGGCGCCGCCCGCGGGGGACGAGGCGCUGGGGGGCUACGGGGCGCAGCCAGCGGGCAAGGGCAGCAAAGGCGAGAGCCGGCUCAAGCGGCCGUCCGUGCUCAUCUCCGCGCUCACCUGGAAGCGCCUGGUGGCGGCGUCCGCCAAGAAGAAAAAAGGCAGCAAGAAGGUGACGCCCAAGCCGGCGUCCACCGGCCCCGACCCUCUGGUCCAGCAGCGCAACCGCGAGAACCUUCUCCGCAAGGGCCGCGAUCCCCCGGACGGCGGCGGCGCGGCCAAGCCCCUGGCGGUGCCGGUGCCCACCGUGCCCGCGGCCGCCGCCACCUGCGAGCCUCCGGCCGGGGGCAGCGCCGCCGCCCCACCGCCCGACUCCGGAGGGGGGAAGCCGCCGCCGCCGCCGCCUGCCGCCCCGCAGGCGGCGCCGCCCGUGCCCGGCGGGUCGCCGCGCCGGGUCAUUGUGCAGGCGUCCACCGGCGAGCUGCUCCGCUGCCUGGGCGACUUCGUGUGCCGACGCUGCUACCGCCUCAAGGAGCUGAGCCCCGGCGAGCUGGUGGGCUGGUUCCGCGGCGUGGACCGCUCGCUGCUGCUGCAGGGCUGGCAAGACCAGGCCUUCAUCACGCCCGCCAACCUGGUGUUCGUGUACCUGCUGUGCCGCGAGUCGCUGCGGGGGGACGAGCUGGCGUCGGCGGCCGAGCUGCAGGCCGCCUUCCUCACCUGCCUCUACCUCGCCUAUUCCUACAUGGGCAACGAGAUCUCCUACCCACUCAAACCCUUCCUCGUGGAGCCCGACAAGGAGCGCUUCUGGCAGCGCUGCCUGCGCCUCAUCCAGCGGCUCAGCCCGCAGAUGCUGCAGCUCAACGCCGACCCCCACUUCUUCACGCAAGUCUUUCAAGACCUCAAGAACGAGGGCGAGGCCGCCGCCGCCGGCUCCGGGGGUCCACCCAGCGGGGGCGCGCCCGCCGCCUCCGCCUCGGCCGCCAGGGACAGCUGCGCGGCCGGGGCCAAGCACUGGACUAUGAACCUGGACCGCUAGGGAUACCCGGGGGGCGCGCCCGCCCCCUGCCCCCGCCCCCGGCGCACAGUCGGAACCUCCCGGGACCAUCAAGCCGCCGUC